CAAGUACAACACAUAUAACUGAGCCAACAUCUACAACUGGAAGAACUAGCAUAGCAACAACUACUCCAGUAUCAACUACCACAGGUACUACAGUCAUGGAAUCUACUUCAACUCCAUGUGUUAUAUGUGAAUGGACUGACUGGAUCAAUGUGUAUGACCCAGUAAAAGGAGGUGGAGAUGAUUUUGAAACAUAUGAAAAUAUCAAGAAUGGUGGAAUCAACAUAUGCAAACAUCCAAUAGAUAUCGAGUGCAGAAGUGUACAGAAUCCUCAUCUGUCAUUGGAGGAAUUUGUACAAAGUACAGGCCAAGUUGUGCAGUGCAAUGUUUCACUAGGUUUAGAGUGUGACAAGAGGGAACAGACAUUUCGCCCCUACAAAUGUUUUGAUUAUGAAAUUAGAGUACUCUGUUGUAGAGAAUGUGGUUCAACUCCACCUCCAAUUCCAAGUACAACAGUUGAAACUGAGCCGACAACUACAACUGGUACAACUACCGAAGCAACAACUACUACAAUAGUGCCAACAACUACACCUCCAAUUCCAAGUACAACAGGUAAAACUGAGCCAACCACAACUCCAAUUGAAAGUAGUACAACAACUGAAACUAAGCCAACAUCUACCACUGAAACAACAAAAGCAACAAGUUCUCCAUUGGAAAGUACAACAAAUACUACAGUAGUGCCAACAACUACAACUCCUAUACCAAGUACAACAGUUGAAAGUAGCACAACACCCAAAACUGGACCAACAUCUACCACUGAAACAACCACCAAAUCAACAACUACUACAGUAGUGCCAACAACUACAACUCCGAUACCAAGUACAUUUACCAAAGUAACAACUACUCCAGUGGUGACAACAGAAACAAAUGUACCAAUUAUUACAGGGACAACAGCUAAAAUAACAGGUGUCCCUCAAGUAAGUGAAACAAACACUUCUCCAGUAGUUCCAACAUCUACAACUGGACAAACUACUAUAAUUGAAAUUGAUACGGUAUCAACAACGCAACAAACACUGACUCCACCUCCAUCAAAAACAACAACUGAAACUGAGUCAACAACUACCACUGGAACAACCACUAAAGCAACAACUACUAAAGAAGUACCAACAACUACAUCUCCUAUACCAAGUACAACAAUUGAAAGUAGCACAACACCUGAAACUAGGCCAACAUCUACCACUGGAACAACUACCAAAUCAACAACUACUACAGUAGUGCCAACAACUACAACUCCUAUACCAAGUACAACAGUUGAAAGUAGCACAACACCUGAAACUGGGCCAACAUCAACCACUGGAACAACCACCAAAUCAACAACUACUACAGUAGUACCAACAACUACAACUCCAUACCAAGUACAACAGUUGAAAGUAGCACAACAAAUGAAACUGGGCCAACAUCUACCACUGGAACAACCACCAAAUCAACAACUACUACAGUAUCACCAACAACUACAACUCCUAUACCAAGUACAACAGUUGAAAGUAGCACAACACCUGAAACUGGGCCAACAUCUACCACUGGAACAACCACCAAAUUAACAACUACUACAGUAGUGCCAACAACUACAACUCUAUACCAAGUACAACACUUGAAAGUAGCACAACACCUCAAACUGGGUCAACAUCUACCACUGAACAACCACCAAAUCAACAACUACUACAGUAGUACCAACAACUACAACUCCUAUACCAAGUACAACACUUGAAAGUAGCACAACACCUGAAACUGGGCCAACAUCUACCACUGGAACAACCACCAAAUCAACAACUACUACAGUAGUACCAACAACUACAACUCCAUACCAAGUACAACAGUUGAAAGUAGCACAACAAAUGAAACUGGGCCAACAUCUACCACUGGAACAACCACCAAAUCAACAACUACUACAGUAUCACCAACAACUACAACUCCUAUACCAAGUACAACAGUUGAAAGUAGCACAACACCUGAAACUGGGCCAACAUCUACCACUGGAACAACCACCAAAUUAACAACUACUACAGUAGUGCCAACAACUACAACUUCUAUACCAAGUACAACACUUGAAAGUAGCACAACACCUCAAACUGGGUCAACAUCUACCACUGAACAACCACCAAAUCAACAACUACUACAGUAGUACCAACAACUACAACUCCUAUACCAAGUACAACACUUGAAAGUAGCACAACACCUGAAACUGGGCCAACAUCUACCACUGGAACAACCACCAAGUCAACAUCUACAACUCCUAUACCAAGUACAACAGUUGAAAGUAGCAAAACACCUGAAACUGGGCCAACAUCUACCACUGGAACAACCACCAAAUCAACAACUACUACAGUAGCCAACAACUACAA
Silurus meridionalis is the source of this 2339-nucleotide messenger RNA. RefSeq names its product mucin-2-like. Bases 96 to 1538 code for a protein of 480 amino acids. Lineage: Eukaryota; Metazoa; Chordata; Actinopteri; Siluriformes; Siluridae. The record is from RefSeq and is a predicted model, not a curated record. The transcript has 2 exons.